This is a messenger RNA of Gordionus sp. m RMFG-2023, 858 nucleotides long. RefSeq names its product vacuolar protein sorting-associated protein 28 homolog. Lineage: Eukaryota; Metazoa; Nematomorpha; Gordioida; Chordodea; Parachordodidae. Gene Ontology annotation, molecular function: protein-containing complex binding. Gene Ontology annotation, biological process: protein transport to vacuole involved in ubiquitin-dependent protein catabolic process via the multivesicular body sorting pathway. The transcript is spliced from 7 exons. Gene Ontology annotation, cellular component: ESCRT I complex. Bases 75 to 704 code for a protein of 209 amino acids. The record is from RefSeq and is a predicted model, not a curated record.
UGUUACAUUUCAUAAGAUGCCACUUUUUAUGGAAUUUUCUGUAUAUUCCUAAAAUUUCGUUAAAAUAUAAGCGAAUGGAUAUAAAGAAUGAUUUAUAUAGAGAAAUUAAACUAUAUAAUAGCCCCAGAGAAAGAGAAAAAUUGGAUAAUGAAGCAGAAUUGUUUUCAGUUAUUUGUACCUUACAAAAUUUAGAAAAAGCAUAUAUUAAAGAUGCAGUACCACCAAAAGAAUAUACAGCUUCAUGUUCUAAAUUACUAGUCCAAUAUAAAGCUGCUUUUAAAUUAGUGCAAGGUUCAGAAUUUAAGACUGUUGAAGAUUUUCUUAAACAUUAUAGAUGUACAUUCCCUGCUGCUAUGGAGAGAAUUAGAGAGGAGAGACCUAUUACCAUCAAAGAUGAUAAAGGCAAUACCAGUAAAUGCAUAGCCGAUAUUGUGUCGUUAUUCAUAACUAUUAUGGAUAAGCUGCGUUUAGAAAUCAAAGCAAUGGACGAAAUUCAACCAGACCUGAAGGAACUUCUAGAGGUUAUGAAUAGAUUAAGAAAUCUUCCUAAUGAUUUUGAUGGCAAACGAACCAUUCAAACAUGGCUUCAAAAAUUAAACACUAUGAGCGUGUCCGAAGAAUUAACCCACGAUCAAGUUAGACAAAUGCUUUUCGAUCUUGAAUCGGCUUACAAUGCCUUCAACAGAUCUUUACAUAAUUUAUAAAAUAUUCUUAUACAUAUUCAUUUAUUAUAUUGGCACAAAAAAUUUAAUGACUCAUUUUAUAAAUAUAUAUUAAAAUAUACAACAAUUUUCAUUAUUAUAAUAACAUAUAUAUUUUUUUAAAUAAUUUCCUACUUUAUUUAUUUUCACUUCAAAA